Myotis myotis is the source of this 2429-nucleotide messenger RNA. It is a transcript of the gene COMMD7, whose product is annotated as COMM domain containing 7. Gene Ontology annotation, biological process: tumor necrosis factor-mediated signaling pathway; negative regulation of DNA-templated transcription. NCBI's taxonomy places the organism in Eukaryota, Metazoa, Chordata, Mammalia, Chiroptera, Vespertilionidae. The coding region runs from base 112 to 714 and encodes 200 amino acids. The record is from RefSeq and is a predicted model, not a curated record. The transcript has 9 exons. Gene Ontology annotation, molecular function: NF-kappaB binding.
CGUGGCGAAAGUGCGGCUGCGGAAGCGCGGCGAGGCGGCGGCGGGCGAGGAGGAAGCGGCGCGGAGGAAGCGGGGGGCGGCGGAGCUACGAGUCCGCGGGCGGAGGACGCCAUGGGCCGCCUGCACUGCACGCAGGGCCCGGUGCCGGAGGCGGUGGGCGGCGACAUGCAGCAGCUGAACCAGCUGGGCGCGCAGCAAUUCUCAGCCCUGACAGAAGUGCUUUUUCACUUCCUAACUGAGCCAAAAGAGGUGGAAAGGUUUCUGGCUCAACUCUCUGAAUUUGCCACCAUCAAUCAGAUCAGUCUUGGUCCCCUCAGAAGCAUCGUGAAAAGCUUCCUUCUGGUUCCAAAUGGUGCCUUGAAGAAGAGUCUCACAGCUGAGCAGGUCCGAGCUGAUUUCAUAACUCUAGGUCUUAGUGAAGAGAAAGCCACUUACUUUUCUGAAAAGUGGAAGCAGAAUGCCCCCACCCUUGCACGAUGGGCCAUAGGUCAGACUCUGAUGAUUAACCAGCUUAUAGAUAUGGAGUGGAAAUUUGGAGUGACUUCUGGCAGCAGUGAACUGGAAAAAGUGGGGAGUAUUUUUUUACAAUUAAAGUUGGUGCUUAAGAAAGGAAAUCAAACUGAAAAUUUAUAUAUAGAGUUAACCUUGCCUCAGUUCUACAGCUUCCUGCAUGAGAUGGAGCGAGUCAGAACCAGCAUGGAGUGUUUCAGCUGAUUUCUGUCCCCCUGCAUCUCCACCUUUGCCCUCCCCUGCUGCCUCCACUUCUGUGGGUGACUGCUCUGAGAAGCACCUCACUCAGGCCAGUGGGGCACUGAUUUGGUCCUCCUUGCUUCUUGGGAGCCCAGGUGCAAAGGCUUCUGAAAAACAACAGGAUUAAGUACUUAAAGAGCCCUACACAAUUACUCUGUAAACUCUUUGUUAAGGGAACCUCCACCACCUAUCACCCAGGACACUUAUUUGAUAUUCAAACAGGCUAGCAUCUGAGAUUCAGGGAGGAAAUAAGUGAGUUCCCUCCCCAUCAAAGUUCCAGAGUAAACAAAAGGUGCCAUCACUGAAGAUCCAGGCUGAUCAUCCUGUAUUUCUGUUCUUUCUCCCUAAAAAAGCAAGGGCUUGUAUAUGGCUGGGGAAGAGGCUGGCUCUGUGAAUGACACGUUAGGAAUCCCCAACAAGAUUUCUACACUCUGUGGUUUUGGUGAUGGUGCACUGCUAAUCAGUUUUUUGGUGUUUUUUUCCUUCAUUGUUGGAAGUAUUACAUAUGUUGCUAAUCAGUUUUUAAUAGGGCAAUUAUGUACAGAUACAUGUUUGGCCUACUCUGAAAAGAACGGAGGCAAGACUAUCUUCAUUUCUGGUUUUCCCUAUUGUGUUGUAAUGAAGCAGGCCUUUUUGAGACUAUUACAGCUUGUUUUGGUUCAAGCUGACCACCUUUGUUGGUUAGAUGAUUGAUAAAAAAGGUUCCAAACAAAAGGUCUGCAUCCAGUUGUCUUUGUGUGUGGAGUAAAGAGUCCUCUGCCUUGCAGAGAGUUAAUGAUCUGAUCUUCAAAAAUUACUUCCCUGGCUUUGGUGAAGGCCCUGGGUUUUCAGUGAAAUUAGCUGUGGCUCGAGGUUGGAAUUUGUAAGAGCAGUUCAGGGGAGACUCAGGUUAAAACAUGAAAAGCAGAGCGUAUCACUGCUUGUGUUGAGAUGGCCUUAGCCCCACUCUAGCAUGUGACUUCCUCCUGUCUCUCCCCUCAGAAACUUUUUUUAAAAAUUAAAUUUUAUUGAUUGAUUGAUUUUUAGGAGCGAGGGGAAGGGAGAAAGAAACAUCAAUUUAUUGUCCUACUUACUCAUGCAUUAAUUGGUUGAUUCUUGGAUGUGCCCUAACCGGGGAUCGAACCCACAGCCUUGGCAUAUCAGGAUGACGCUCUAAUCAACUGAGCUACCUUGCCAGGCCAGAAUUUGUUGAAUAGAUAAUAUAUACCCAUGACUCAAGAGAUAUAGUAUAAAGUAAUUCCUUCUUACCCUCAUUUCCCAGUUACCUAGUUCCUUUCCCCAGCGGCAACUACUGCAAUUAGUUUAUUCUGUGUUUUUCUGUAGAUGUCAUGCAUUUACAAAUAUAUAUGCAUAGAGUUUGACUUUUCCCCUCCAUACACAAAUGGUAGUGUACUAUACGCACACCUUGCUUUUUUCUACUUAACUUAGAACUCAUUCCACAUCAGCACAGAGAAAGCAGCCUCAUUCCUUGUAACAAAUGUACCAUGUUUCUUCAAAUGAAUGGUUUAUUUAACCAGUUUCCUACUAAUGGGUAUUUAAGUUACUUCUAUUCUUUUUCUCUUAUAAGCAAUUCUGCAACUCAAUAUUUUGUAUAUAUGUCAUUUUGCAUGCGUGGAAGUACAUUUAUAAGAUAAAUAUGUGAAUGUGGAAUUGCUCAGCCAAAGAAUACAUGCACCUUU